Momordica charantia (bitter melon) is the source of this 1371-nucleotide messenger RNA. RefSeq names its product indigoidine synthase A family protein. The record is from RefSeq and is a predicted model, not a curated record. Lineage: Eukaryota; Viridiplantae; Streptophyta; Magnoliopsida; Cucurbitales; Cucurbitaceae. Gene Ontology annotation, molecular function: pseudouridylate synthase activity; hydrolase activity, acting on glycosyl bonds. Gene Ontology annotation, cellular component: cytoplasm.
GUUGCGGGGAAUUCUGUAAACUCUAUCAUUCUGCCGCAACUAAUUUUGUGAUUUAGCCCAAUUAUCCACCACCCCCCAGUCUGAUCAAAAGAACAAUGGCGUCUUAUCCUUCUUCUUCUUCUUCUUCAGCUCUCUCAAGAAUAUCUAAUCUCAGUAGACACUUCCACCCUUCAGACUCGAGAAACACAGAUAACCCACAGGGUGCCAUUGACGCUUCAAAUGGAGGAGGCCUAAUUAAGAUGUCUGCCGAAGUUUCUGCUGCCUUGUCUCGCGGCCAUCCCGUUGUUGCCCUUGAAUCAACCAUCAUCUCACAUGGGAUGCCAUAUCCACAAAAUCUGGAAACUGCAAAGGAAGUAGAGGCGAUAGUGAGGAAGAAUGGAGCAGUUCCUGCAACUGUAGCGAUUUUAGAUGGCACACCAUGCGUAGGCCUAAAUGAGGAAGAAUUGGAGAGGUUGAGUAUUCUGGGACACCGAGUCCAAAAGACUGCUAGGAGGGAUAUAGCACAAGUUGUGGCUAGCAGAGGAAAUGGUGCUACUACUGUUUCUGCAACAAUGUUCUUUGCUUCUAUGGUUGGUAUCUCUGUGUUUGUGACUGGGGGCAUUGGAGGAGUUCAUAGACAUGGUGAACAAACACUGGACAUAUCUUCUGAUCUCACUGAGCUAGGAAGAACUCCUGUAGCAGUCAUCUCGGCUGGUGUAAAAUCAAUUUUAGACAUUCCUAGGACACUUGAAUAUUUGGAAACCCAAGGAGUGUGUGUUGCAGCUUACGGGACGAACGAGUUUCCUGCAUUUUUCACUGAAACCAGUGGCUGCAAGGCGCCUUGUCGUGUCGAUACCCCAGAAGAUGCUGCAAAGCUUAUUGAUGCCAACUUUAAGCUUGGGCUUGGAAGUGGAAUUCUGAUUGCUGUUCCAAUUCCAAAAGAGCAUUCUGCUUCCGGAAGCUUAACUGAGAAUGCAAUACAAAGCGCACUUCAAGAAGCUCGGGAGAAGAAUAUACUUGGAAAUGCUGAAACUCCGUUCUUACUUAAAAGAGUGAAUGAGCUUACUGGAGGAGCCUCGCUUGCUUCAAAUAUUGCACUUGUUAAGAAUAAUGCUAUUGUUGGGGCUGGAAUUGCUGUAGCCCUUGCCAAGCUUAGAGUCUAAUAGCAGGAAGUAUUUUCAAGUACUUUUUUUUUUCGUUUUUUUUUAUUAAUAGAAUAACAAUGGCCAAAUAAUUGUAUUGUAUGGUCAUUGGAAAAACAAUCUGUUAAGGCAGCCUAACUCUUUGUUUUUAAUUUCAUUUAUUGGUUGGGAUAGUUCAGAUAUAGCAAUGUGAUGAACAUCACAUCAGAGAAUUUCCUCUCUUAAGUUAGUAUGUUAAAUUGUGUGUGCU